AUGAAUCGGGUACCUUCAAUAUUUCGUUCUUUAGGCAACAGUACCUUGAAAAAUAUCGCUGUCAGUUCUCAAAAUUUCUCUUCGAAUUUGCAGAGUCACAUGAUGCUGAGGACUGCAAGUGCAGCAUCAAUGAAUUUACAAAAUCUGAGAGACAAGAACAACAUUUGGACAGUACCAAAAAUACAGAAUUGCAACAGAUGGAUACAAAUUAGAAUGGUCAGCUCAGGAUGGGUACAGAAUCUGAAGACAAAAAUUGGUUGGCCCCAAAAAUUGAAAUAUUCUAAAUAUAGGCUCGUUGAAUCUGCUUACCGAUUAUAUAUGUGUGCUGUUGAGAUCCCAGACUAUUUUAGUAUGAUUCAUGAUUUACAAAUGCCUGACACUUAUUAUUCAUGGCAUUUAAUAUCAGAGUUACAUAUAUGGAUGGUCUUAGUACGAUUGUCAACUUGUGAAGAAGAAGGAAAAUUUAUACGUGGUCAUUUCAUGAAAGCAUUCUGGGAAGACGUCAAAAAGAGAAGUAGUAAAGUUGGGAGAUCACCAUCUCGACAAGAAGAAUUAAAACUUCUUAAUUAUCAUUUCAACGCCGCUAUCUUCAACUAUGAUGAGGGUUUAUUAAGUGAUGAUCGUGUUUUGGCCAGUUCUUUAUGGAGAAUCUUUUUUGAAGACAAAGUGGCUGAGCCACACUUGCUUGAGCUGAUGGUCCAGUAUGUAAGGAAACAAGUAAAACACCUUAAUGACCAACAAGAUGAUGUAAUACUUCAGUCUGGACUUAUCUCUUUUCUGCCAUUUAACAGUGAUGUGGAGGAUAAAGUAAAGAUCGAAAGGAUAUGGAAGAGAGUUAAAGAAUCAGAUUUACUAAUAAAACCAUAA
This is a messenger RNA of Acanthosepion pharaonis, 867 nucleotides long. NCBI's taxonomy places the organism in Eukaryota, Metazoa, Mollusca, Cephalopoda, Sepiida, Sepiidae. The record is from the annotation of a GenBank genome assembly.